Bicyclus anynana (squinting bush brown) is the source of this 6286-nucleotide messenger RNA. RefSeq lists its product as uncharacterized. The transcript is spliced from 13 exons. The coding region runs from base 430 to 3036 and encodes 868 amino acids. NCBI's taxonomy places the organism in Eukaryota, Metazoa, Arthropoda, Insecta, Lepidoptera, Nymphalidae. The record is from RefSeq and is a predicted model, not a curated record. Gene Ontology annotation, biological process: protein deubiquitination. Gene Ontology annotation, cellular component: cytoplasm. Gene Ontology annotation, molecular function: cysteine-type deubiquitinase activity.
ACUACACUAUACACUUUAUUGUAAGGCACGAAGGACUAAAAUCCUCGAAGAAUUCGUGACGGAAAUCGUACAAAAAUAGGAUUGCCAACAAUUUGAGUUGAGUGACGUCACAAACGGAGCGAUCUGUGGGAGCGAUGGAGCCUUGAGCCUUCUAAAAUUACAUGAGAGCUCAAGAAAACAUUAUUCGAAGUUUACGCUCCAAUUUUCACUACGCUGUUGUACAUACGAGAGCAAGUGGAAGUGGCACAGGCAACAGUGUACGACGCGAGAGGCUUUAAAAUAAUUUCGUUCGCACCGAGAACAGUGAAAACGUUUAUUGUUGAAAACAGUCGCUUUGGUUACGAAAAAUCCUUAAUAUUCGCAACAAACUAAAGAUGCAAAGACGGCGCCCGGCCAGACUGAAAGCAGACUGAGAGCCCCGCCCGCAGCAUGCCCGUGGUGUCGCCGUCGCGCUACACGCCGGCCUCGGCCGCGCUGUCGGGCUCCUACCGCUCCACGCUCAGCGCCGCGCCCGGCGACAAGCCCUACUACCGCUCCGGCACCUACGUGUCGUCCACCGUGCGCAGCUCGCACGCCGAGCGCACCACCGAGUUCCGCUCGCGCUACAGCGAUGUGGACGGCAAGCGCGAGCGCAAGACGUCGCUGGUGGAGUACUCGCGCGACGCGGACGCGGGCCGCUACCGCGCGGAGCGCAGCGAGUCGCGCUCGCGGGACGCGUCCGCCGCGCGCAGCGAGUGCUCGCGCUCGGCGGCCGGCGAGCUCCCGCGCGCCAAGCGCGGCGCGCCCGGCGCGGCGGCGCUCGCCAUGUCCACGGUGGACUUCUACAACAAGUACUCGCCCGCCAACUACGUGCCGCUGACGCAGCGCAUCCAGCAGGCGCAGGCGCAGAGCGGCUACGGCGAGAUCGCGCGCUCCAAGUCCAUAUCGAACGACAUCGGCCGGCCGCCCGCCGCCGACUGCCGCCCGCGCCGCGCCAGGAACUGCACCAUCGCCGAGAGAGCCGAGGGCCGAACCAAGGACGGGUCGCCGUCGCCCGCCUACGCCAAGCGCCACUCGCUGGCCAACGGCGCGCGCGACACCAACGGCAACGAGGUGCCCCCCGGGGCCGACGCGCGCCGCCGCCUCGACUGCAAGAUGGCCGUGACCAAGCUGCCGGCCGACGAGUCGCGCCCGCCCGCGCGCGCGCUGCGGCACUACCUCAGCCAGCUGGAGGACUGCGACGGCACCGGCCCCAAGCGCGGCGACGAGCGGCCCGUGCCCGUGCACCUGCCGCCCGCCGACCGCAACGGCAAGACGCCGUCGCCGCCGGCGGCCGCGCUCGCCGCCAGGCGCCCGUCCGAACGGUUGGCUAGUAUCAAGAAUCAGUUAGAUCCGAACAACCCGAUAGGAAAAAUUCUAGAAAAAUCGACAGUCAUCCAAGUGGAAAACGGCGACGCAGAUCACGCCGAGCGCAAAGCGCUCCGCGGCAGUCCCGAGACCAAGGCCAAGGAUCUGAAGAGCGACAUAGAGAAGCAGAGCAAGGCGCCGAAGCACACCACGAACUUCGCGUCCUACAUACAGAUAUCGCAGCCGGUCGCGUCCGGGGCGACGCCCAAGAAGCCCGCGGAGGCGAGCGACAGGCUCAAGAACAAGGAAGCGAAGAAGUCGAUCAAGUACAUCGACUCCGAGGAGGACCGCCUGUCGCUCGAGAACGAGAUGGAGUCUCCCAGCGGCACCGGCUUCGAGAACAAAACCUUCGAGCACGAGAACUUCCUGAAGAAGAGAACGGAGAGCGGCGAGGCGGAGGCGAAGGACGACGGCGCCAAGUCCAUGGAGACCAGCACGGAGAGCACCGUCAGCGAGCUCACGGUGGACUCCAGCCCGGAGACGCCGACGGCGCGCAGGAACACCUUGGACUUGAAGGACUAUGACUAUAUCAAGUCGGAGUUGGCCGGCGGCAAGAGCGGCCCCAGCGGAGUGCGGCGCAGCUCGGAGCGGGCGGACGUCGAGCGCGGCGACAAGCUCUCGCACACCAGCGGUCUGAACGGCCUGCGCAACAUCGGCAACACUUGCUUCAUGAACAGCGUGCUGCAGUGCCUGUCCAACACGCGCCUGCUGCUGGAGUACCUCGCCGACGACAAGUACUCCGCCGACAUCAACACCUCGCUCUCCUGCAUGAAGGGCGCGCUCAUCAAAGCGUUCGCGAGCGUGGUGAAGGAGCUGUGGCGCGGCGGCGAGCGCGACGCGGUCGUCAACACCACGUCGCUGAAGGCGCAGGUGCAGCGGUUCGCGCCGCGCUUCAUGGGCUACAGCCAGCAGGACGCGCAGGAGUUCCUGCGCUACCUGCUGGAGGGGCUGCACGAGGACGUCAACCGCGUCACCGUCAAGCCCAAGCCGCUGCUGACGGAGAUCGACGACGGGCUCAGCGACUCGGCCAAGGCGGCGGAGGCGUGGGCGCGCUACCUGCGCACGGAGGACAGCCGCGUGGGCGACAUCUUCGUGGGACAGCUCAAGUCCACGCUGCGCUGCACACACUGCCACCACGACAGCGUCACCUUCGACCCCUUCUGGGACCUCAGCCUGCCGAUCCCGUCCCGGACGGGCAACCUCAAGCUGACGCAGUGUCUGCAGCACUUCGUGCGAGAGGAGGAGCUGGACGGCGACGAGAAGCCGACGUGCUCCAAGUGCGGCGUGCGGCGCAAGUGCCUCAAGUGGUUCACGGUGCAGAAGUUCCCGCAGGUGCUCGUGCUGCAUCUCAAGAGGUUCUCGCCCACGGAGCGCUUCCGCGGCAAGCUGUCGGUGGUGGUGGAGUUCCCGCUGAGCGCGCUCGACAUGUCGCCGUUCGCGGCCGCGCCCACGCACGCCACCUACAACCUGUACGCCGUCAGCAACCACUCGGGCACCACGUACUCGGGCCACUACACGGCGUACUGCAAGCACCCCUACACCGGCGACUGGCACGAGUACAACGACUCCAGAGUGUCAGUGAUCGCACCGCGCGACGUGGUGUCGGCGGAGGCGUACGUGUUGUUCUACGAGCUGGCGCCGCGCGCAUAGCGUACGCUGUAACCCAGCGCGAGCCGAACGGGUCUGUUGCGGAAGUGUCCGCUGAGCGUGGCGCGCUCGCACUGCGUCGUGACGUGACGCGCGGCGUGACGCGACGUGCGGGACUGGUGCUGCUGUGAGUGACUCAGUGACACGCUGUGCGUGCGCGUGUACCGGCCGUGCCCCGAGUGUCAGGCAGCUGGCCACAAUCGCUUUACAUGUCGUCUUCGUCUGAGUACGUACGGUCGCUAUAUACGACUCUGAUGAUUACGCUACAGUAUAAUACUCGAAGUCAGCCAACAGAUGGCUGUACAUCUGCACAACACACUCUGUGUUGUGUUUGUGACAAAACAACAGAUUUUCCAUAUUACAAAUAAUAAUAAUAAAUUGACGAAUUUUGUUUUGUUUACAUUAAAACAUUUAUCAUUUUAUAGUAGUUAUAAUGUGUAAUAAUGUAUUGACAGUCGACUGUGUGAGUUUUAAGUUCGUUUCUGUCCCUCUCUGUCUUUAGUAUUGUGUUAGACAAAGAGAGGUAGAGAUGAUAUCGAGACUCAAUUCAAAGUGAUUGAGAAAUGCUUGUGUAGGGGCGCGGGUACACUAGUUGAAGUUUGCUGAAGUUUGAUUGAAAAAUAAGUAUAAUCACAAUUUUUAUUUAGUAUUUAUUCUACAAUAAACAAAAACAGAAAAUUUAAUAAAUAUUUCGAAACAUGUAAAAUUUUUGAGAUGUAGUAAAGUGAUGUGAUAGUCACGAGGGGCCAGACGUGUGAGACGGAGGUGUAGGUCUGUGUACGGACUCGGGUCGAGGCUCGUGGGGGGUCGGGGUCACAGUAGUGUUGUAAAAACAAGUACAAACUGCUUUACAUAGUUUAUUAAUAUAAAAAAAAACUAAAAUAAAUAGAUAUAUCACAACAGCUAAUCUACAGCCAGCCCUGUGCUGUUUAAGUUAUGCGUAUUUAAAUAUCGUCGUGGGCACGCUGUACGCUGUAAUGGCUCCGAGAAAGUCUUGUUUUGCUCACACGUAAUGGACAGGAUAUUGUUUUAUUGUAAUACCUAAUUAUUAAGUUAUUUUAAUAAAUUGUUUUUUUUAUUUUUUUUAUAAUUUUACCUUUGUUUAUUGUGGGAUAAAAGUUUAUUCAAUCUAAUCAUGUCUCGAUAGUAAAGCACCAGGAAAUUUUCAUAAAGGAGUUCGCCAUCUAAUAUAAUUAUUAUGAUUUUGACAUCACAACUAAAAUAAGAAUCUCAGUGAGAGCGGAAUGAGAACGCUAACGACAUGCAGACUGAACUGUCUCGACAGCUGUACCGCUGAUGCCUGUCUACGAUAAACUGUGUUAAAGGCGUGUAGUGUAUAAUUGUGUAAAACAAUUUAUUUUAAAAUAUUUCUAUAAAAUAUAUUAUGAAAGAGCAUAAUUAUUACAUAGAUGUAUCACCCGGUUGUACUUACGAUGUUUUACUCGUCAGAUGUAAAUAUGUAUCUAAGUGUCGGAUAUCAAUGUGUGAGAGUCAAAUUGUGUGAUGUACCUCGAGCCGGCGUUAUUAAUGUCUGAACAUUUGUUACACUAACCCUCUCGGUGAUGACAUUUGACUCUAAAGUGAACGUCAAACAGUAUCUCGCUUGUCACAUACGAGGAAGUAUUGACACGAGAUAUUUAGUCAGCUUUCAAAUGCGCUUAAAGUGUCUCUGUUUAUUUUAAAAACUUUUAUAACGAUAACCGACGCGCGCCGCUCACGUGUCGAUGAGUUAGUUGCUCUUCGUCUAUACUAAAACCAAAAUCGAUGCAGAAUGUCAUUUUGUACCUAACUAAUUUAAAAGUAUGUGACUGUGCGCGGUGGGUCGUCAUCGUACGCCACGCACGAAAUCCUCGACUGAGGCGUGCGCUGCAGUAGACCACUUUUCAAAUAAUGGACCACAUUCAUCGAAAGAUAUUUAAAUUUGAUUGACACUGCCCUGAAGCAUGUGUUAACUUGUUAUCAACUUGAUCUAUUCAAAAGGUCUGCAAAAAUGGCCACGCGUCAUAGCACUGAAUAUUGAAUAGCUUUGUCUGUUUCUUUACAGACUUCGUGUAUAAAUUGUUCUCUUUUUUAAGAGAAAGAUACUAAGGUAUAUCACUAAACUGUGGUCGGCCAUGUCGUCGUCAAUAUACUAGCGCCGCGUCUUCGGGGCUUCUUUCGUGGCGUGUGAUUCUAGAACCACGUUGAAUCAUUUCGUUCAUUCAUCAUUACGUUACCACAUCAGUUAGCUAUUUUAAUAUUAGUAAUUAUGUACAUCAGUCUCGUGAGAAGAGAAUUAUGAAGUGAACAUAUAAAAUUAAUUAAAUAUUGUAAAAAUGCCUUUCGGGCGUCGACAUACGUCCAUGUAAUGCUUCGACUGUCAAAAACAUGAACUGGGGAGGAAUUUGCUAUUAAAUUAUGCUAUUUAGAUGAUAAAAAGAAGUAGGUACGAAAACGUUGCUCUUAGUUGCUGUACUGAGAUGGGAAUAACUCAUUAUUAUGCAAAGUAUUCUUUGGGAGGUUUGGGAGUAUUAGAACAUGCUUUAUUUAUUACACGACCUGGAAACGGGACUCUACCGAUGCUUAACCGCGUCGUAUAUUUUUAAUAAAAAAUUUAUAAAGAUGUGUGUAUACGCGGCACGUUCAUCAUAGUGUUGCCAUGUGUUCAUGCUUUUGACGGGCAAGUCGGUGUUGCUAUGUUAAUUAAUUAAUAUAAAGAGGUUAUAUGCUUUGUUGCGGCGUGGUUGUUUUGUUUAUAUUUUUUGUCAUUAUUGAUAUCUUGUGAUACGAGGGAAUGCUCCAGGCGGCGGACCGUACACCUGCGCCUGCUGAACAUUUGUUUCUAUGUCGGACGGUGAAGUUGCGGUGCGCGGAAUGUGAACAUAUUUUGUAUCACAGGAUAUUAAAUAAUUAUUUGGAGUAUUUAUUAGUAAUUUAUAAUUUUAUUCAUUGUUAAUAAUUUAUGACGAGGUGGAGGUUCGAGCUCGUCAAUGAUGUCGCAGAUUCUGUCAAUCUAUGAUCUAUGGCAGUGCUCGUAGAGUGACACGACGAACUGGCGCCUCACUCGGAUCCACAGAUGAAUCUUAAUUAGCCAAAGAUAUGUUAUCGCUAAACUGUUGUAUUAUUAAUAUUAUAAAUUAAUUUAUUACGUUAAUAUGAAUGUAUCGCAACCAUGCAUCGGUUGACGAGGCUCGCCUCACUAACUAUUAUGUAAAUUACGUAACAGAUUUAUAUGAUAGAGUAUAUAUUUAAAUGAGUAAAUUAUUAUUAAAAU